Messenger RNA from Taeniopygia guttata (zebra finch), 4577 nucleotides. Lineage: Eukaryota; Metazoa; Chordata; Aves; Passeriformes; Estrildidae. The record is from RefSeq and is a predicted model, not a curated record.
UGCUGCCAGGGUCCAUGCCAGGAGCUGGGCAGCAGGAUUGCCUUCCCUCCAAGCACAGAGCCCCUCUUGGGGUCCGGAUCACUGGGAACAGCCCCUUCUUGUAGGCGAGGGCACAGCUCUGGUUCUUAAGCCACUCGUGAGGAGCAGCUCCCACAGCUCAUCAGCGAGGGGCAGGUGAGGGAGCUCAGAGCAGCUCCCAAAGCUCUGAGCACUCCCAAAGGGUUUUACUCUCUUUGCUGGUCCAACAAGCAUCGCUCUUGCCUGGUCUAGCAGGAAAGGCACAGGGUCAUUUGUAUGCUGUGUUUUAGCAGACUUUCUUAUGAUCUACACAAAAGCCCUGGGUACUCCAUGUGUGGGAGGGCCAUGGGAAGGUCUCUCCCUUGGGUGGGCUGGAGGAUGAGUCCCUGAGGGAAUGGUGAGCAAGAGAGAGAAAUCCAGGCAGCAGGAACACAGCCCAAGGCAACGAAACUCAGUUGAAUGCCUGCGCUGGGCUUCCCAGCUGAAGGUUUCAGUCCCAUCUGUGCCUUUAGUAAAGUUCAAUGGGAAUUCAUGGACCAUCAAUCCAGUGGGAGCCAAAGUGCACUCUGGGUGAAGGGAGGGAAGCAGUGAGUUGAUAGGAACAUGAGUGUGGUCUUUGGGGGAAGGUCAGCGUGGUGUUGGCAGGGAGUAGCUUUAUCUCAGAUCUAUUUUUGUAAAAUGGCAGCAUGCUGCCUGCAGGCACAGCCAGAGUUUUGGGGGUCUUGGUGGAGAGUCAGUGCAAGGAGGCUGUGCUCAGGAUCAUUUGGAAGGAGGUUAAUGCAGUCUGCAACCUUUGUGCAUCGAUGGAAAUUCUCCAGCCCGGAGGGAAAGUGUUUGUCUCCAGUGGCUGUCUGGCAGGCAGCGUGCAUUGUAUUGGUUGUCUCCAUCCAGCUCUCAGUGGAAAGUGGAUGCACAGCCAUAAAACAGCUCUUGUCUCUUAGUGCUGUCAUUUUAUCUGGCCAAAAAAAUCUUUCCUUUGCUGUCAGCUCCACAGGGAGGCUGCAGAGGCUGGGGUGGAAACUCCAAGUGCUGCCAGCAGUGCUGCCUAUGAUUCUCCCAUGUUUAUGAAACUCUGCUGACCAGUUUGUAGCUGCUGGGAGAAAAUGUCACUGCCCUGUAGUAAUUUCUGUGCACUGAAAAUCCUGCUCAGCCAUUGGGGUUGUAGAGUCUACAACACAUGCUGGACAUGUGGGGACACAUGGGGACGUGUGGGACCAGGGGGAGGUGGCCCAGGAGACCUUCCCACCAGCCAUGCCCUGCUCAGCACUGUCCUCUGUGGAACAGCACCAGAAACAGGACAAAAUGCAGAACAAGGGCUCUGCUGUCCACAUCCUCAGGGGUGACCGAGGGCUGAUGCUGGGCACGACACAGGCGUGGGGGUGACUUAAAUACAGGGUGUCUGUAUAGUGGGUGGCUGCAGGAGAGAGCAGAAUCCCUCUGAUAAAAUUGUUCUUCAGAAAGGCAACUGUUACCAGGCUGGCACCGAAUUUCUAUUUCUUCACUCUUGCAUUUUGAGAGUAUUUUAAAACUUUUUAACAAGUUUCUUCUUGUUCCAGGAAAAAGAGCACAGGAUGGCACGAACUCAGAGUCUGAUCUCAAACUGAGCUGCCUUUUUCUUGUUCCCUCUUUUGGUGGCAGUCACAUCACUGGUGGAGUAGUUAAGCCUUUGGGCUUGUGGGAGAGCCUGCCUGGAGGUGGCAAAGACACCAGCAUUUUACCUUGCUCUGCUACUAAUCCCUGGCACCCAGAAUGUGCUCCUGAAGUCCUGAGGCUCUGUGGAGGUGGCGAAUGUCACUCUGCAUGCUGUGCUCUGACCAGGGCAGCAGUGCAGCAGGGCUGUCUCUCCUCCAUCGUCGAGAUGCUGGAAAGUGCCUUUUAUGGCUUAGACCUUCUGAAGCUGCACUCAGUCACGACCAAGCUCGUGGGUCGGGUGGAAAAGCUCGAGGAGGGCAUGGCCAGGAACUUGACGCAGGAAGGGCAGCGGGCAGGAGCCAGCGGGGAGGAGGGUCUGCAGGAUCCCCCUGGCAGGGAAAACUGCUCCAGGCUCCUCACCCACAGCCUGGCCGACAUUGAGAGCUCUCUGCAGCGGGACGCUGAGGCUGCCUACGCUCACUCAGAGGGAAAAUAUGAAGAAAGAUUCCUGAAGGAUGAAACCAUCUCCCAGCAGAUCAACUCUGUGGAAUCCCUCCCGGAGCUGCACCUCUCUCUGGAGGAAAAGAAGCCUGAGCAGCUCUUGCAGAGGAAGCUGCGGGUGAGGAGCCGGCCUCCUUCUAAGCCAACCAUUGUCCGAGGGGUCACCUACUACAAAGCCCAGUCUACCGAGUCAGAGAAUGACAUCGAGGAGCAACGUGAGUUGGCGGACGAGCUGUUCAGCGGGGACAACACGGUGGACCUGCUGAUAGAGGACCAGCUCCUGAGGCCCAGCAACAGGGCAGGCGAGCCUGUGAGAAAGCCCUCCCCAGUGGGGUGGCCACCCACCCCUGGCAUAGCUCCUACCACCCUGCCAGCUGCUGGCACUGCUGUGAUAUCCACGGUGCCGCUGUCCCCUGCCGCGCCAGACCCCACCGCCGAGAGCUGGCUGAUCCCCGCCCCGCAGUCCGUGACUGCCCCGGCAGGGCUGGCAGAGGAGGGGACUCCACAGCUACCUACAGCCAUGGCCAGCACAGUGACAGCCACAGCCACAGAGAACUUGCUUGUGGCCACCCCUGCUGGAGGCUGGAGUGACAUGGAGCACAGCCCAGGGGCUUGGGUCCAGGCAAACACCCCCGCAACGCCGGUCAGCUCAUCCAUCCCUGCCACCCCAAAAGAGGUCCUGGAGGAGGAAGACAUCAGGAACAUCAUUGGGCGCUGCAAGGACACACUGUCCACCAUCUCGGGGCCCACCACCCAGAACACCUAUGGGCGCAAUGAGGGAGCCUGGAUGAAGGACCCCCUGGCCCAGGAGGAGCGGAUCUAUGUCACCAAUUACUACUAUGGGAACACACUGGUGGAGUUCAGGAACCUUGACAAUUUCAAGCAAGGUCGCUGGAGCAACUCCUACAAGCUCCCGUACAGCUGGAUUGGGACGGGGCACGUAGUCUACAACGGCUCCUUCUACUACAACCGGGCCUUCACGCGCAACAUCAUCAAGUACGACCUGAAGCAGCGCUACGUGGCCGCCUGGGCCAUGCUGCACGACGUGGCCUAUGAGGAGUCCACCCCGUGGCGGUGGCGAGGCCACUCUGAUGUGGACUUUGCCGUGGAUGAGAACGGCCUGUGGGUCAUCUACCCAGCCAUAAGCUACGAGGGCUUCAACCAGGAGGUGAUCGUGCUGAGCAAGCUGAAUGCGGCUGAUCUCAGCACCCAGAAGGAGACCACGUGGCGGACGGGGCUGCGCAAGAACUUCUACGGGAAUUGCUUUGUCAUCUGUGGGGUCCUGUAUGCGGUCGACAGCUACAACAAGAGGAAUGCCAACAUCUCCUACGCCUUUGAUACGCACACCAACACGCAGAUCAUCCCUAGGCUGCUCUUUGAGAAUGAGUAUGCCUACACCACGCAGAUAGACUAUAACCCCAAGGACCGCCUGCUCUACGCCUGGGACAAUGGCCACCAAGUCACCUACCAUGUCAUCUUUGCCUACUGAGACCCCCCCACCACAGUGGGGCACUGCAAGCCAGGGGCCACCAGCACCUUUUAUUAUUAUUUUUAUUGUUAUUAUUGUUAUUUUGUACAAAUUGAAGAGUAAAUGAUGGGUUUUGUUUCAAGCUGGCUUUUUAUGGCGGAUUGUAGAUCGAUCCCCAGGCCAAAAGUAUCCCCUUCAUAUUUGCUGUAUCCUUGCUUCUGAUUUUCCUUCCCAGGGGAAGGAGGUCCUCCUUUGGAAGGGCAGGCCUGGCUCUCCUACCCAGGGAAGAGGAGGUGGCCCAGACACCACCAUCCUGAUGAUGUUUUUAGCCACAGAUAACCAGCAAGACACCCUGAACCAGUGCAAAGCUGCACGCACCAGGUCCCAGCGGGAUGUUGCUGCCUGCCUGUCCUGGUGGAGGACCUGCAUGUCCCAUGAGAAUGUCAUGUCUCAGGACCAUCUUCCCAGCUGAUGGCCAGCAGGCCCCUUGGAGAUCCUGCUGUACAACGGGGCUGCGAGCACAGCUCCAGCAGCCCUUGGUGCUGGUACUUAUGUCAAGGACUGUCCCCUCCAGCUGGGGCUCUGCUCUCCGCAGGCCGCUCUGGGGGCAUGGGUGCACCCCAAGCCCUGACUCAUGCCUGGAGGGAGCUGGCGGCAGGAGGGGGAUGCUGUAAAUACGUGUAGAUGGCUUUUGUUUGUUCAUUUUGUAACCCAAAUAGUCCUCCUUGGCAUUUGCUGGGUGAAGGCUCUGCUCAGCUGGGUGCUGGGCUGCCUGGGCUUGGGCUGGGGCUGGCAGAGCCCUCGCUGUGCCACUCCACUCCUACAUUCCCUCUCACGCCCAUGCCCACCCUGGUCCUGGACCAUCAGGAUCCCCUCACAGGAGGGCACAGCCCUUGCCCUCCUGCCCAUCAGCAUCUUGUAUUUACCUGCUGUCAGUAAUAAAGGAUCCAGUACCUUC